Molecule: messenger RNA, 5363 nt
Organism: Acanthaster planci (crown-of-thorns starfish)
Lineage: Eukaryota; Metazoa; Echinodermata; Asteroidea; Valvatida; Acanthasteridae
Biological process (GO): signal transduction; protein phosphorylation
Molecular function (GO): protein binding; ATP binding; protein kinase activity
Source: RefSeq, a predicted model, not a curated record
CACUAGUUGACCAUACUUUCUAUGGUCAAAUACAGUUACUUCAUUCAGUCGAUCCAUAUUUUCCGGAUUUGUGGGAUAUUUUCCAGGAAAUCAACUCAGAAAAUAUCAUGGAGUACAUGCAUGGAGGAAGUACAGUACAUGUACAUGCUGAUGUACAUGUACAGGUAUAUGUGGGAAAGACUAUUAAGCAGAUAGGCCUACAUAUGUGCUUGUGUUUGGGCACUGUCGUGUUUGUACCAAUAUGCACUAAGUAAUAAGUGUUCAUAAAAGCAUCUCUGACCUACAUGUCUUCUUUCAAGAUUUGGAUUAAUCUGUUCAACAACGAUUUUGUAUGUAGGCCCUAUUUAUUUUUUGACUGGUAAUGGAUUAUUGCAAAAGCACAUCUCGUUUAGUCCAACACGGUGAAAGUAACAGAAAAUGUUACCAUAAAAUUGUGUAUGUUGGAGAUUUGCCUCUUCAGACCCGUCUAAAUCUUAUGCAUGCACUUGAUCAUGAUGAAGACAGUAAAAACAACUGGAGGAAGUUGGCUGCACUCCUGGGUUUUAGCAAUGACGAAGUACAGAGCUUCAAGCAGGCCCUGUACCGGAUGGCUGGUAGCCCGACAGAUGAGAUGUUAACAGUCUGGGACUACGGCUGCCACACUGUUACCGAGCUCUAUCGCAAACUGUUUGAGAUGAAGCAUGCCCGGUGUAUGAUGCUUCUGAAGGACUUUGUCGAUCCCAGUCUGCAUCAGCUCAUCCGGGAGGUACAAGGGGUGCAGCCAGAUGACGAUAACAGCUCAGCCGCCCCCAUCCACCCAGGACACCCCACCAUUCCCCCGGUCACCUACAUCCCAGGUGCAGGGGGCCAGCCUCCUUACGCUGCAGGUGGGCAGAUGUCUCAGGGCCACCAGCCUCACCUCCAGCGACCCGGUCAGCCCCAGGCCACCCAGGGGUCAUGGAACGGCUUGUCGCAGAACCCCAGCAAACAGCAACAAGGCAGGAGGAGCGAGGGCCUGACGGCCAACAUCAACAAGGACUCCUCAGAGAAGGUCAUUGGCCUGGGCUCGCCCUUCAAGGGCUGGCAGGGGGAGACCAGUGGAUCCGCCGGCAGUGCCAACAAAGGCGAGCUGGUCAGCGGUGGUAGCGGUGAGAUAACCUCACCUAACACCAGCCAGGAAUUGGGAGAGAAAGAGAGGCUGGAAAAUUAUCAGGACAAGUCAGCACUUAGCCUAACCAUCCAUAUCCCCUACAACGACAUCGUCAAAGCGACCAAUAACUUUGAUGGAACCUACAAACUGGGAGAGGGCUCUUUUGGCACGGUUUACCACGCUGUCAUUAAUCUGAUUCACUACGCUGUAAAACGAAUGAAACAGAAUGAGUACAUGGGUCUUGAGACCAACAAGAUUGCCCGGGCCGACCAGAUGAAAGAACUACGGGCUCUCGUUACUUAUCGCAAUCCCUACAUUGUUGCCUUGUGUGCUUUCUGCUUUGAUGGCCCAUCUCCCUGUCUGGUCUAUGAGUUCAUGGAGAAUGGAUCUCUGGAAGACAAUUUACUCUGCAAGGCCCAGCGAGGUCCCCUGGAUUGGAGGACCCGGCACAGGAUUGCAGAGGGCGCAGCGCUGGGGAUCAACUUCCUCCACAAGGCCCAGGACAAGCCUCUGAUCCACGGCGAUAUCAAAAGCGCCAACAUCCUGCUAGGCAAGCACAUGGAGCCCAAGAUAGCCGACUUUGGUCUGGCCAGGUUUGGUCCAGAGAACGGCAAGACCUACUGUUACCUAAAGACAAAGAACGCUCACGGAACCUUACCCUAUUUGCCCGAGGAGUUCAAGAGAAGCUUCAAACUCUCCACCAAGGUGGACGUCUUCAGCUUUGGUGUGGUGUUGAUGGAAAUCCUUGCUGGGGAACGAGUUGCAGAUAGCAGGCGUGAACCCAACAGACUCUUGACUGACAUCAUCGAGGAGGCCUUGGAGCUUGAGAAACAGCAGCAAGGCGUGAUCGAAAGGAUCAGGGACCGGCGUUGUCCUAACUGGCCUUGGGACAUCGCUUGGUGGCUGCUGGACCUAGCCCUGAAAUGCACCAAAUCAAAGUUCACACAGCGACCAGAAAUAGAUCAGGCUGUCAACACCUUGAGAGACAUCGCUGCUGAAAUAUCCAGACGUGAUGAGAUGCAGAAACACAGAGAAGAGUAUCCGGUGCAGGAUUCCCACCGACAAAGCCCCGAAGUUAUCUACGAUCCACAUUUUACUGCCCAGACACAGAGGCACAGUCCACAAGCUCAUGAGGCAAUGCUGAGGUACCCCCCACCCACCAUGGGACCCCAAGGUCAAGGCCGGGCACCGAUGAGGCGUGAUUGGAGUAUUGAGUCCAACAAUGCAGUGACCGUCAGGCCGGGACUGGUCCCCGAUCCGAGGUACGAGGUGAACUAUCCAAGGCAUCCGAUGCCACAGGGGGGACCUGGCUAUGCCCAGGGGUGCCACCCACUGCCCCCUCAGGGUUACUGUGGCCCAAGGCAGGGCUUUCAACCAGGUAUCAGGAGGCACAUGUCUUCCACCACGUCGGAGGAGAACAACCUGGCAGGGGAGGACAAGAUGCUAGAUUUUUCUUCCUCGUCCUCUUCGCUGACAUCUUACGAUCUUUCCCGGAUGAAUGACCCAUCAAUGUGCACACCACUCCUGUAUCACAGCCAGUCAUCUAUGCCAUCGUCAGUUACCUAUCAUCAUCAGCAGUCGCAGCCCUACAGUCCCCCUGUCUACGACUCCAGACACCCAGAUCCACGCCAGCCUUACCCUGGCCUCCGGUACCCUGCAGGCUACCGUGGCCAAAUUCCCCAGGGCUACCCACAGCUACAGCAGGUGCCAUCUCAGUACCAGAACCCCCUGUGUUCGUCGAUGGUCGGCAACAUCAGCCCCUAUCCCCAGCAGGAUUUCAGGCACCAGACGACUGAAGCCAGUUUCUACUCCAUCCAGAAUCCCGCUGUCCCAUCAUCCUCCAACAGUGGUCAGCAACGCCAGGAGAGCCUGACCCUCCAGGAUCACAUGAAGCAGUUGGACAUCUCACAGCUGCCCACCAAACCCAUUGGAGGUCUCCCACAGCAAGACCCAGCCUCUAGGGUGCUGGCUGAUCGUCAGACACAGCCACCUACCUUUGCUACAGGGGGCACCCCCAGGAGAGAGCCCGAGCAGAAUACAGACAUCAUCCCUGGAUACAAGCCCGGGAUGAAGGAGAAGUCGUUCAAACCCUCCCUUGUCACAGCAAUCAGUGAGGACAGUGACGAAGAAGUCACCCCGCUUCGUACUUCCCUCACCACUGCCGAGAUGCAGCAAUACCUGGCUGGCAGGCCUCGUGAACCAAGCCAGCAGACUGAGAAAAUGCCGGGGCAGUCAUCGGAGAAUAUGGCUAAGGUGGGCUCAACUGGGCCAAUGGCAAACCAGACUGCAGUAACUGACAAGGGCACGGACGAGGAAUCAUCUCUUCUCAAGUCAUCACUGACAACAGUCCAGAUGAGGCAUUUUUUGCCCAGCAAGCGUGAGCCAACUGAAGAGGCAGAAGGAGAAUCCGCCACUAACAGACUUCAGGAUGCCCUGGCGUCUGCCUCGCAUUGUCAAGACAGGAGCGCAGCCCAGCCAGCAUCAGCAGCCGUGGCAACUGAAAUAUCCGACGAAGGACCUUUGACUGCCAAGGAAGACAACAAACCCAUUCUGCAGUCUUCUCUGACCUCCGAGCAGAUGCGACAGUUCUUACCGAGUAGACGGGAUCCAAGCCAAGAGACAGAGGCAUUGCCCAGGGCAGCACCACAGCAGGCCAAGGCACCGCUAGCUUCUUCAUGUACGGACUCUACAUCAGUUAGUGCUAGAGCAACCAUCUCCCAAAUGAAAAGGGCUGUUGAAGAGUCAGAGAGAUGUUACUCGGCCCCGCCUAACACGGCGGCACCCAUGACCCAGGAAGCUGGCAUGGCUGAGAGAAGACAGCCGCAACAAACAACCGAGCCUCUAAAUGGAAGUCACUGAAGUACUUGAUGCUUGGCAGACGAUUGUUGAAUUACAGGAGUAGGACGUCAGACAACUGUGUACCACAAAUGUAGCAAGUUUCCUUUCAACGCUGAAUGUGAACUUACUCAGAAGAAUUUGGUAUGUUGAAAAUGCCUAUAAUUAAGCAAACUUAGCAAACAGUUUGUAACGAAGCUAACGCAUUUUACAUGUGGUCGCAUCUUAAUAUCAGGAUUCAAGCAGUAUUACACAAACUUUGCAUUGUAGCAGUUAGAAGCAUGUUUCUAAGGAAACCUUUUCUGCAUGAAUUUGUAGAUUAAUGAGUGCUCAUGUUGCAGCAAAAUGGAGAUAUUAUAUACAUAUGAUGUGUAUGCCAGUGUAUGCAAAAAAAAGAUAUUUAAUCUGGAUUUCUUGGUUCAAAAAUUGAGAUUUUAUUUAUACCAAGUGGUGGUCAUUUCUUAAAUCUUUCUUUGGAAAUUGUGCCUAAUAGUAUUGAAUAUGAUACUCUAACAUUACUGCCUUAAAUGCUUGUAAAUUAUCGCAUCUUCAAUAUUUAAAAAAUCAGAUUUUGAAGAAUUGAUUUUCAAUUCAAUAAUAUUAAUAUUUACUUGCCAUCUAUAACCCAGAUUAAAAAGCGUGAAAUGAGAUUAAUAUCUUAUUACUAUAACAAUUUUCUCACUAUGAGGUGCUCAUUUUGUUUUCUUUUUGUAGUCUUUUGGAAACUUUAAUUCUAAGAAAUGAAGUAUAAGUUUUUCCAUUAACAUUAUUCCUCUUUAAAGUGAAUAGUCUCUCAGUUCAGCUACUUGGUACGAAUUCUUAGAAAAACUAGUUUUGUAGGAGAUUUAUUAAAAAAAUUUUUUCUGUUUAUGUUUGCUAUGGACACAUAAACUUCAAAGUUUUAAAGUAUGAAAAUAUAUUUCAGACUUUCGUUGUCUUUGUCACUGUGACUUUAGCAUUGGCAUUUAUUUUGACUUAGCUAACAAUUUCAACGUGUUUGUUGCCGUCUAUGCUCAGUGAUUUACCCCAGAAAAUCCCAGUACAAAAUUGAACAAGUUUUAAUAAAACAAUUACAAGUUGAAGUGAACUUUUCAAAAUGUUGAAUAUGUAGCGAAUUUCGCAGCAACCAGAAGUACAACAAAUCUUGAAAUUGUACCCUUUCAGUGGACUUUUGCACGGAGAAAAUGUUGCUAAAUAAACCACCAGGUUUGAAUCCCAAUGUUGGUAGCUGACAAUGAUCCAUUCACAUGUUGAAACAGUGUAAGAAGACAUCUGGACAUUUUCUGCUUAUUUUCUCCUAAACUUAUGUUAUGGAAAAUAAACAUGUUUAUUCACGUUUCCAUAAAUUUGCAGAUGGGAAAGGAGCAUAUUUGGAGUCAUUAAAGGACGUAAAACAAGA